Molecule: messenger RNA, 890 nt
Organism: Gastrolobium bilobum
Lineage: Eukaryota; Viridiplantae; Streptophyta; Magnoliopsida; Fabales; Fabaceae
Product: MADS-box transcription factor 1
Exons: 8
Coding region: 156-890 (244 amino acids)
Biological process (GO): positive regulation of transcription by RNA polymerase II
Cellular component (GO): nucleus
Molecular function (GO): RNA polymerase II cis-regulatory region sequence-specific DNA binding; DNA-binding transcription factor activity, RNA polymerase II-specific; protein dimerization activity
Source: RefSeq, a predicted model, not a curated record
CUUAAGCACAAAAAACCAUAGCUUAGUUGGAAACAAAAAAAAUAAUUGCACUGAUUUUAUAUAUUCUAAAAUUAGUAUUUACAGUGAGGUGGAUAUUUGAGUGUAAGAAAGAGAGUUAGAAGAGAGAAAGAGAAGAGAGAGAGAGAGAGAGAAAGAUGGGAAGGGGAAGAGUGGAGUUGAAGAGAAUUGAGAACAAGAUCAACAGGCAAGUGACCUUCGCUAAACGAAGGAACGGGCUUUUGAAGAAAGCUUAUGAGCUUUCCGUUCUUUGUGAUGCUGAGGUUGCUCUCAUCAUCUUCUCCAAUAGAGGAAAGCUGUACGAGUUUUGCAGCAGUUCAAGCAUGCUCAAAACGCUAGAGAGAUACCAGAAAUGCAACUAUGGAGCGCCUGAGGCUAAUGUGUCAACAAGGGAAGCCUUGGUAUUGGAGUUAAGCAGUCAACAGGAAUAUUUGAAGCUGAAGGCUCGUUAUGAAGCUCUACAACGUUCUCAGAGGAAUCUUAUGGGAGAAGAUCUUGGCCCUCUAAGCAGCAAAGAGCUCGAGUCACUUGAAAGGCAGCUAGAUUCGUCUUUGAAGCAAAUCAGAUCAACAAGGACCCAAUUCAUGCUGGAUCAGCUCACUGAUCUUCAACGUAAGGAACACUUGCUAAGUGAGGCAAACAGAGCUCUCAGACAAAGGCUAGAAGGGUAUCAAAUAAAUCCACUCCAACUGAAUCUUAGUGCAGAAGAUAUGGGAUAUGGCCGACAUCCAGGUCAAACCCACCAGGGUGAUGCUCUCUUUCAACCAUUGGAGUGUGAGCCAACGUUACAAAUUGGAUAUCAGCAUGAUCCAGUAUCAGUGGUGACUGCAGGCCCAAGCAUGAAUAAUUACAUGGCAGGAUGGUUACCAUGA